AUGCUACCACCAUCGGAUUCCCUUGCUCAUCAGAAUCUCAAGCUGGCUGAAGUCCUCGCUAGUAUUCAAAAGCAGACUGCUGCUGCUGCUGCUCCACCACCACCAUACGCUGCCACCGCAUCUGCUGCUACACCUGUGCACAGCAACAUCACUACACCCGAGCUGCUGGGGGGAUUUGAGGAUGACGAGGAAGACGAUAGCUUGUCUCUGGCCCCCAUUGUCAUCAAGAUUGAUACUUCCAUCUCUAUCGACGGGCAGAAUAACACUGUCACUAUCCCUUCAGCUUCCGAAGACAGUCACCCAGAUGCUCAGAACCCAGUAUCUUCAAUACAGCAGCUGCAGCUGCAGCAGCAGCGUCGACAGGCCAAGUCGGCUCAGCUAGCGUCUGCUAUCAUCUCAGCCUUGAAGUCCGCCGGUGCCUUGGAUGACCGGGAGACGGGCAGACAACGGCCGAUUGAAGUUGACGUCAACGCCGGCAUUAGAAUUAGGGGGAAUUCAAACAUGAUUUGUCCUGGUGCUCGUAGGAGGAGUGCGUCGGAUUUGGUCUCGGGACAGCCGGACAGGAAGCGUCGAGCACAGUCUGUAUGUUUCUACCCUUACUAUUACCCUAUCCUCGGAGAUAUCCAUUAA
Molecule: messenger RNA, 630 nt
Organism: Trichophyton rubrum CBS 118892
Lineage: Eukaryota; Fungi; Ascomycota; Eurotiomycetes; Onygenales; Arthrodermataceae
Exons: 1
Coding region: 1-630 (209 amino acids)
Source: RefSeq, a predicted model, not a curated record